CCUCCCCCCCCCACCUCACGAGGUGUUGGCCAAUCGCCCCAGCGGGCAUAAAGUGGCUGCCAGCCCGCAGGGCUCCCAGCCGGGAGGUGUCACCCCCAGGAGGCGCGGGCCGAAGCGCGGGCACCCAGCAUGCGGACACAUUGCAUUUGGAGGACGCUCCUCAGCCUGGUCCUCGGACUGCUGUUCCUGAGUGUGGCGGCCAUGGGUGGCUGCUCGGGCGACUACCAGGCACUCCUUGGCCAGCUUCAGCAGCAGAUGGCCCUCAUGCAGGACACCAGCACGCUCCUGGACCCCUUUAUGCGCUUGGAAGGUCUGGACAAACUCAGAUUCAGUGAGCACUGCACGGAGCGCCCAGGGGCCUUCCCCAGCGACAACGCCCUGAGGACGCUGGGCCGGCGGGACUUCCUGCGCAUGCUCAGCUCCACGCUCCAGCGCGUCCUGCACAGACUAGCCGUCUUACAGCAGCACCUCCCGGAGACGCAGGACUUGGAGGAGCUGGGGGUGGCGAGGUGGAACAUCCUCGGGCUCAAGAACAACAUCUACUGCAUGUCCCAGCUGCUCGGCGGCGCUUCGGAGCUGGCCCCCACCACGGCUGCCCCAGGGACCUCACCGCCACCCACCCCAGCCCCGGACGCCUUUCAGAGCAAGCUCCAGGGCUGCAGGUUUCUGCACGGCUACCAUCGCUUCUUGCACUCGGCCAGGCGAGUCUUCAGUCAGUGGGGCAGCAGCCCCAGCCGGAGGCGGAGGCAGAGCCCCGUCUGGCCGCAGCUCGACUUGGAACGCAAGCACCGACCCUCCAGGAGGGGCAAGAGACUUGUGUUCAGGGUGCGACUGACCCGGUAGCUUUAGGGGCACCCUUGACAGGGGGAGGAUGCAGCGGGUGCUCUGUGGAUCGUUUGCUUCCCGGGGCUCCAAAGCUGCCCCCUCCUUCCUCCCACUCAGAAGUGCACUUUAAGGCGUAGGAGGAGGGCCGGGCUGGGGGGCAGAGUCAGCUGUCCGGCCCCCCGGCUGAGUUCCCCAGUCCUGGGGUGGCUGGGUCAGGCCACGCGGGGCCCACUUUCCAUUGAUUCAGGGGUCUGAUGACACAGGCUGACUCAUGGCUGGGCUGACUGUCCCCCUGCUUUACUCCCCGAGGCCUGUGGCCCUUCUCCUGGCAGGGCUGCUGUCCCCAGACUUCCUCCUUUCAGCCGCAGCAUGGCUCCCAGGGGGAGGUCAGUGCCUGAGCUGGCCUGCCAUGCCUCCUCACACUUCAGCCAGACACCUGGACGUCUGGGAGACCUCACUUUCGGCAGCUGUAACGAGGCAGGGUGUCCUAGGAGCACCGCUCCGGGCUCCAGAAAACAGUACUCAGGUUCCAGCCUCGCCCUCUCUUGCUGUGUGACCUAAGUCGCUUUACCUCUCUGGACCUCAGUUUUCUCCGUGACUCAGGGUGGACAUCACAUGCUAAGUCAGGAAUUGCGGUGUGGAUGGCCACAGGGUGGGUGCAGGCAGUUCUAGUAGACCCAGCACCUGGAAGGGCCCAGUCUUGGGUGCUCGGGGCUAGCUGCUCCCCCUGGUGGUGAUUCUUGGAAUUGUCUCAUGUUGAAACCCUUGCCUUCCUGGAGGGGAGUCUCAGAAGCUGCUGGGCCACUUCCUUGAAGCCGUGUGACUAAUUUAUCUAUUUUUAUCAGUUUUAUAUUUAUAAGGCUUAUUUAUGAUGUGUAUUUAAUGUUAAUAUUGUGCUAACAUAUAUUUAAAAUUUGCCUGGUUUCUAAAA
Messenger RNA from Tupaia belangeri chinensis (Chinese tree shrew), 1756 nucleotides. It is a transcript of the gene OSM, whose product is annotated as oncostatin M. Lineage: Eukaryota; Metazoa; Chordata; Mammalia; Scandentia; Tupaiidae. Gene Ontology annotation, molecular function: oncostatin-M receptor binding; cytokine activity. Gene Ontology annotation, biological process: oncostatin-M-mediated signaling pathway; immune response. Gene Ontology annotation, cellular component: extracellular region. The transcript is spliced from 3 exons. The record is from RefSeq and is a predicted model, not a curated record. Bases 130 to 843 code for a protein of 237 amino acids.